This is a messenger RNA of Arabis nemorensis, 231 nucleotides long. The record is from the annotation of a GenBank genome assembly. Lineage: Eukaryota; Viridiplantae; Streptophyta; Magnoliopsida; Brassicales; Brassicaceae.
AUGGCUGCAUCGGGUCCAACUACUACAGAGUCAUCGGUUCCUACGCAGGGUGCACUCGCUCUUGCUCUUGAUGAGCCUACUGCCGUGCCUGUGGAGCGGGUUACCGCUGUGGUUAUCCCCGCUUCAGGAGAUGCACCCGAGGGUGGCGAGUCUGUUUCUUCCGCCAGCGUGGAUGCCGAGGUGUUUGAGCGGGUGCCCGUGGAGGCAGCGACAGACGAGGUUACAGAGUAG